This is a messenger RNA of Didymosphaeria variabile, 2280 nucleotides long. RefSeq lists its product as uncharacterized. The transcript is spliced from 2 exons. The coding region runs from base 1 to 2280 and encodes 759 amino acids. The record is from RefSeq and is a predicted model, not a curated record. NCBI's taxonomy places the organism in Eukaryota, Fungi, Ascomycota, Dothideomycetes, Pleosporales, Didymosphaeriaceae.
AUGAGCCGCAACCUGCAGCUUCCUUCCCUAACCUUCCCAAGUCCACCGGAUGUAUUCCACUUCCCCGAGGGCGCUACAAGAGACCAGCUGCUUCGCGUUCUGCGCAGGGUAUAUGACAGCGCCACCAACGAUGAGAGUUUCAACUCCAGUGAUGAUAUCAACAUCAUACACAUCAGGACGCACGAGCUGGAGUGGGAGCUGAAAAACGCUAUUCGCAGGAUCACUUCGGAAGAGGAGUGGAAAGAUGUUGUGGGGGAUGACUGGCCGGGUGAGGGACGGGGCGAUACGUAUGUUGUUAGUAAGAGGGAUGUGCAUUUUCAGGAUUCCCGCUCCCUUGGUCAUGAAGGCGAAGGAGGAGGGCGAUGUGGGCAUUGUGGGUAUGAAAUAACGGGCGAAGCCUCAGCUUCUGAAAAUGACCCUGCCCAGCACGUCUCGAAGGAUGAGUCUAGGAGGAAGUACGACCUCAAAGUCGAAGAUGAGAGACGUGAGGGAGAAGAUCAAAGGGAUGUACCGCAACUGAGGGGAGGCGCUUUUUCGACGUUCUCGGGUCUACCAAGCGGUCUGCCAUUCGACGAAUCCUGUGGCGACUGUAGUCGGUAUAGAUUUGAUGAGUAUGGUGAGGGCAAUCCGUUUAGGCCAUUACAAGAAGACUAUGCUCUCGAGCAGGAGCAGGCUUGGAUCGACCGAGCAUGGAUCCUCCAGUUGCAGAACGCCUCUCACACCCGCAUGAUCGAUCACUUACAGCAAAUUAUCGAAGACGUCGAAGCAACGGUCGAGUGGCAGGACGAGGAGCUCGCGUGUGCACAUCGUCGCAUCAGCGAUCUAGAGCGGAAGGUGCGGAAAAGGAAGGAAGAGACGUUCGCUGCAGGGCGGAGAACAGACUUUGCGAGAGCCGAGACCAGAGUAUUGCAAAAACAGCUACAGCAGAUCCAUGACCAGGUCACUCAAUUUUGCGCCGAGCUUGACGAGAGUGAGCGGCGAAUCCUUGAACACUAUCCGGGUCUCUUCGCGUGCGAGUCACCACAGGCCGCUGAAAUGCGUGGAGGAGAGGAAUCGCCUCAUGAGCUAUGUGGCUCAUCUUCUGAGCAUGCUCUUGCAGAUGCGCAGAAAGAAGCACACACGCCAAAAGUAGAAGCAGUAGAGGCAAGUUCUUUCUACUGGUUCCCCAGCGUCUCCAUGGUCGUACUCCUCACCAACCCCCUCCACCACUUCCAAUUCCCCAAACACACAUCCCUCGCACGAGUCCACCAAAUGCUUCAAACCCUUCACACCGAGGGCAGAGAGACCGAUCCGCACCUCAGACAGGUCCGCGAGAUCCUCGACACCAGAGGUGAAGCACACAUCAUUCUCCCGGAUACAACCAAUGGCCGACAGGUCCUCAUCAGCGCCCCCGACAUCAGGGACGAUGCUAGUGUGGCGAGUGGAAAAGCGGGAUACAAGCACUGGAACCGAACGUUUGGCCCGGUGGAGUACCAGUACGAGCAUAUGCUCAAGGAUAGCAUCGAGAGUCUGAAGCCACCGACUACGGAUGACCAAGCGCUCUUGUCUCCAAAAGUCUGUGUCUAUGAGGAGAUAUUCAACGCCGGGGUCCUGGUGAACAAGGUUUCUCCGUCAGGAAGUCCUGACGAGGACGAAUACUACAACGCUGGCGACCUCGUCGACACAAUCGAGCACGAGGCUGAGCUAUCGAGAGUGCGAUCCGCACAGAAGCUCGCGGAGCUUUGCAAGGAGGUACCGACGUCCAAGAAGCGUGCGGACAGUCUGGGUGAGAAGCGAGGCUACGCUCUGUCUCUUCCUUUACCUCCUACUAAACUGGGUCCCAUGUUUCCCACUGGAUCUGACUUCGCUUCUAAAGAGCACUUAGACCCCCGUCCGGUAGGUACGACUGGCGUGAGAGCGUGGCGGCUGGACCAAACUUCAUCUAAAGAGGCAGAACAUGGGCGCAAUGGCGAAGAUGAGUGCUCAGCAAAUGUUAACUAUGCGAAGGGUUGUGACAAUAGCAUUGGCUUGCGGCGUAAUCCUCUAUCGCUGGAGCGCCUUUUCACAAACCCUGACACAGACACACAAAGUACGGCUACAAGAGAGAACAGAGCAUUCGGAAGCAGGUCUCCUGCGGAGGAAGGCUGGUGCAUGUGGCGCCACCACAAAAACUCCGGCUGCGAAUCCUGGAUACCUUCCUCCAAUCUCGAUCCCAACCGUGAGCGCUGCGCAUUCUGCAAUCUCCCGUUCGCAAAGGUGAGCUGGGAGAAGUGGGAAUUCGACGAUGAGGAGAUGUGCUGA